Messenger RNA from Fonsecaea multimorphosa CBS 102226, 1413 nucleotides. RefSeq lists its product as uncharacterized. Lineage: Eukaryota; Fungi; Ascomycota; Eurotiomycetes; Chaetothyriales; Herpotrichiellaceae. The transcript is spliced from 2 exons. The coding region runs from base 1 to 1413 and encodes 470 amino acids. The record is from RefSeq and is a predicted model, not a curated record.
AUGUCGGCAUGUCACUUUGUCCCGCUUUCAAAAUACGAUUGGAGUCUACACCCGGCGCUCGUGGCCAUCGCACUCCCAUGGAAUCCUACGGCAUACUGUUUGAUCGCGAGCUUCUGCGCGGUCUCGCUGUGGAUGACGGUCGAAUUGACUCUGCAGGUGAUGUUCACGUUCCGGCGCCACAAAGGUCUCUACUUCUGGUCGCUCCUUGUCUGCACGUGGGGGGUGGCGUUGCAUGUCGUGGGCGUCAUCCUCAAGCUCUUCAACGAGAGCAACUGGAUCGUCUCGAGCAUCAUCUUCAAGAUUGGCUGGGUCGGGAACGUCACCGGCUUCUCGCUCGUGCUCUACUCGCGGCUGAAUCUCGUGGUCCACGACAGGCGUAUUCGGCGCGCCGUCCUCGCCAUGAUCAUCACCGAUGCCUUUUUGCUGCACACGCCCAUCAUCAUCUUCGACUUUGGCAUCUCCUCCCCUCAUCCUAACAUCUGGUACAUGCCAAUGAAGGUCAUGGAGCGCAUCCAGGUAGUGUGGUUCAGCGUCCAGGAAACCGUCAUCUCGCUCAUGUAUAUCUGGUGCACGCGCGACUUCCUCAAGGAUAUCUACUCGCACCAGACCCACCGCGUCAUGCAGCUGCUCAUCUGUGCCCAGAUCAUCGCCAUCAUCUUCGACGUCGUGCUUAUUACCGUGGACUGCAACAACAUGUUCACCCUCAAGGUCGUCAUCCACCCGUUCUGCUACGCCGUCAAGCUCAAGAUCGAGUUUAUCGUCUUGAACCAGCUCCUCGCCUUGAUCAAGCACGGUAUCGCGCCCAGCAGCUUCCCAGCCCCCGAUGAAGAGUCUCCGGACGCCAGUGGGCCGACGCCGCCGAGAUCCGGCGCGAGGGUGGAUUUCAAGCACGGCUCCUUCGUGAGCACUGAUAUCACUGCCACCGACGCGCGAGAUAGUGCAGCAGCAGACGCCGCUUCGCGGAAGGAGUCGGUGCUCCUGCCCUCUGGCGGGCUCGGGAGAGACAUGGAAUACUACAGGCGAAGGCAUAGGACGGGCACCGCCGAUAACGAGAAUGGUGAUUCCGGCGUCGCAGGAGAUACUCCCAACAACAACAACAGGACCGACUCGACAACACCCCAACCACCAGCGAAUCCUGACCCGGACGCGAUCGAACCAGUUCCACUCCCAGGCUCACCCCACACACCCUCUCCGCCGUCCCCUCCGCCUCCUAACACAACGACAGCGGGCACUUCUACACCCCGAGCCCCGGGAUCAUCGUCAAGACGGUCCUUCGAACCGCAGCUGCCCGCGAGAUCCUUUUCGGACCCGACGCCUCUGGGUCCCGCGCAGAGGGAACAAGACUCGGAGGCCAUUGUGGCCCAGAUCGAGAGGCAUUAUCUGGGCAACUGGAAUGGGCAUUCUACCCGAUAA